This is a messenger RNA of Tilletiopsis washingtonensis, 1389 nucleotides long. RefSeq names its product putative ATP-dependent RNA helicase. The transcript has 8 exons. Gene Ontology annotation, molecular function: RNA helicase activity; ATP binding; RNA binding. Bases 21 to 1328 code for a protein of 435 amino acids. Gene Ontology annotation, biological process: mRNA export from nucleus; mRNA splicing, via spliceosome. NCBI's taxonomy places the organism in Eukaryota, Fungi, Basidiomycota, Exobasidiomycetes, Entylomatales. The record is from RefSeq and is a predicted model, not a curated record.
CCCCCACACCACCAGUCAUCAUGGACGGCGAAGACCUUGUCGACUACGAGGAGGAGCUGCCCACCGUCACGCCGGCCGCUGCCGCCGCGACCGACGCCUCGGCCGCCGACGGUGCCGCGUCUGCCGAUGCGCCCGCAGAUGGAGACAAGAAGGCUGCCUACGCCGGCGUUCACUCGACCGGCUUCCGCGACUUCCUCCUCAAGCCCGAGCUGCUCCGUGCCGUCGGAGACCUCGGCUUCGAGCACCCGUCCGAGGUGCAGCAGGAGUGCAUCCCGCAGUCGAUCCUCGGCAUGGACCUCGUUUGCCAGGCCAAGUCGGGCAUGGGCAAGACGGCCGUCUUUGUGCUCGCCACGCUGCAGCAGAUCGAGCCGGUCGACGGCGAGGUGGGCGUCAUCGUGCUGUGCCACACGCGCGAGCUGGCGUUCCAGAUCCGCAACGAGUACGCGCGCUUCAGCAAGUACAUGCCCGAGGUGCGCACCUCGGUCUUCUACGGCGGCACUCCCGUCGCGGCCGACCAGGCCGUGCUCAAGGACAAGACCAAGUGCCCGCACAUUGUCGUCGGCACGCCCGGCCGCAUGAACGCCCUCGUGCGCGACAAGUCGCUCAAGGCCGGCGGCGUCAAGCACUUCGUUCUCGACGAGUGCGACAAGAUGCUCGAGCAGAUUGACAUGCGCCGCGACGUGCAGGACAUCUUCCGCGCCACGCCGCACCACAAGCAGGUCAUGAUGUUCUCAGCCACGCUCUCGACCGAGGUCCGGCCCGUGUGCAAGAAGUUCAUGCAGAACCCGCUCGAGAUCUACGUCGACGACGGCGCCAAGCUCACGCUGCACGGCCUGCAGCAGUACUUUGUGCAGCUCGAGGAGGCGGCCAAGAACCGCAAGCUGAACGAGCUGCUCGACUCGCUCGACUUCAACCAGGUCAUCAUCUUUGUCCGCUCCACGGCCCGCGCCAACCAGCUCAACCAGCUGCUCAUCGAGUGCAACUUCCCGUCGAUCUGCGUGCACGGCGCACUGAAGCAGGAGGAGCGCAUUGAGCGGUACCAGCAGUUCAAGAAGUUCGAGAAGCGCAUCCUCGUCGCCACCGACGUCUUCGGCCGUGGUAUCGACGUGGAGCGCGUGAACCUCUCCAUCUCGUACGACGCCCCGACGUCGGCCGACGAGUGGCUGCACCGCGCCGGUCGUGCUGGCCGCUUCGGCACCAAGGGCCUGGCCAUCCUCAUGACGUCGAGCGAGGAGGACAAGAGCGUGCUGAGCGACAUCCAGAGCCGCUUCAGCGUCGAGAUCCCGCCGCUGCCGCAGGAGAUCGAUGCGGCGACGUACAUGAGCUAGACGGCGACACUACAAAAGGCAGAAGGCAUGCUCGGAGAGGAGCGCAAAGCGGAGGUGCCGC